GAUAAACACUCCGCGGCGGUGGCGGCUGCUGCUCUUCUCCGGGUUCUGUCACGGUGUCGGCGGUGCCCAGCUCACCGGCCCCCUCCCCCUUCUGGAGAGCGUGGUCGCCCGAGAAGCUUCCUCACCCCUGCUCGGCGGGGUCCGCAGCUGGGCGCGGUGUCCGGCGGAGGCAGCGAGUUCGUGGGCUGUGGGGGUUGGUCCCGUGGCUCCGGCCCCCGGUGCAGAAUGGCGGCGGCGGUUCGGAUGAACAUCCAGAUGCUGCUGGAGGCGGCUGACUACCUGGAGCGACGGGAGAGAGAAGCUGAACAUGGUUAUGCCUCCAUGUUACCAUACAAUAACAAGGAAAGAGGUGCCUUAAAACGGAGGAACAAGUCCAAGAAGAAUAACAGCAGUAGCAGAUCAACUCAUAAUGAAAUGGAAAAGAAUCGACGGGCCCAUCUUCGCUUGUGCCUGGAGAAACUGAAGGGGUUAGUGCCACUUGGACCUGAGUCAAAUCGACACACAACGUUGAGUUUAUUAACAAAAGCCAAAUUGCACAUAAAGAAACUUGAAGAUUGUGACCGAAAAGCCAUUCACCAAAUAGAUCAGCUUCAGCGAGAGCAGCGGCACCUGAAGAGGCAGCUGGAGAAGCUGGGCAUCGAGAGGGUCCGGAUGGACAGCAUCGGCUCCACUGUCUCCUCCGAGCGCUCCGACUCCGACAGGGAAGAAAUCGAUGUAGACGUUGAAAGCACAGACUAUCUCACGGGGGACCUGGACUGGAGCAGCAGCAGCGUGAGCGAUUCUGACGAGCGGGGAAGCAUGCAGAGCCUCGGCAGCGACGAGGGCUACUCCAGCUCCAGCAUCAAGAGAAUAAAGCUCCAGGACAAUCACCAGACGUGUCUUGGCCUCUAAGAGAAAACGGUCGCCCCGGCUGCCUCCCGGAUGGUUCUCCCUGUCGGAUCUGAUUAGGUAGUGUAUCGGACCUGCCCACAAUUCCCUUGCACGUAGACGUCAGUGUACCACCUUCACCAAAAUCAGCUUUGUAACAGUGUGAGGAAGUGCUUAGGACGGUGGGCCUCUGACUGCAUCCGCUAGCUUCUCUCGCCAUAGAAAUUCGUCUCCGAGAGACCGUACAUUCCUAUCAAUUUGAAGCACCCAAGAAUUCGUAGACUGAAUAAGCAACUUUCACAUCUCAGCAACUCCCCUCCUUCUUUAUUGUCCCCGUGUAGUCUACCAGACCGUUCUUAAAGUUUUCUGGCUUCCUCUGUGACUUACCUAGCAGAAAUGUCCGAAUGUGUCUUGUGCGUAGGAAACGGAAGGAAACAAACUUUUAAAGCUGAGAUCCUGAUCUCAGAACUCCAAAGUCAGCUUUGAAAGCAGCUUUUAAGAGCACUUAACCAUGGACCUUACCCUAGUGAGGAGUCAGGAAUACCUCCAGAAAACACCCCUUUGCACAUCCCCAUGCUAACUCCCUGUUCUGUGUGGGGAUGGGCGCAGUAUUUCUCACUUUGUAACCGGACACCUUGACAGCAUGUCUUUGGGGUCGCACAGCUUAUCAGAGUUCCAGCCUUGUUUGUUCUCACAAACAGAACGGUACAAUCUCUCCUCUGUGCGAGGCCCCUGGACCGCGCCGCCGCCCGCUCUCCCGGGGCCUCUUUCCCCCUCACAGUUUGUUAUGCUACUUGUCUCUGGAAUAUUUUUUUUCCUACCUCAGAGAUAAAUGAGAUCUCCAUUUCCCACUUAACACAAAGUGAUUAUGCCUCUUCUUUUUCCCCCCAUCCCCCCAAAUAAGUGACAUUUGGUCCAAUUCUAAUCUAUUUUCCUAUUUAACUUUCAGCAAUAACUGAGCUUUGGCACUAGCUGAGCUAGUGUCCAUCAUCAGUGAAAGGAAAAGUCCACAUUUCUACUCUGUGUUGCAGGUGAUCAGGAGAGCGUAGUACAGUGUUACUAGGAUUCCUCUCCUUAUUUUUGGACACACCCCAAAACUUCUUAAUGGAGGUUUUGGGUAGAUAACUUAAAAGGCUGAUUUUUUUUUUCUUUAUGAUUUCCCCUUAAGUGGUCUCCCACUUUGUAGCAUUUUUAUUUAAGCUAUAAACAGAGCACAUGUAUAUGUACAUAAGACACAUUAAAUCUAUAAAUACUAUUUAUUCAUUUUAUAUAUACUAAUGUAAUGGAAAAAUAAAUUCUUAUGACUUUGUGCUUUUAUAGAUGUUCUGGAAACUUUGUAUGUAGGAAUCUACAAAAUUGGUUCAUUUCCCUUAAUAUUUUUGCAUUCCUAUUUUUGAGGUCUUGAUAUUUUUGGCCUCAGGCGAAUCUUUUUCAUUGAAUUCAAACCAUUUGUAAAAUCAGUGACGCUGAAUCUGAGUGUGUGUCACAGAGCGAUGAGAACAUUCCUAAAAUCCACAGACGCACUGCAACCUAAGGGCUCAACCUCGGGACGGUGGCAGGCAGCAGCCCGAGCGCCCGCCCUCCGUCUUCAGCUCCUCCACCUUCCACACGACUAGAAUAAAAGUCCAAACGCCCUGUAACAGGAAGCUCGUUCUCUACGUGAAGAGCAGUCUAAAUGAAGCAAGAUUUCUUUUGAGUUUGAUUUUUCGAUGUCAUAGUUCCUCAAUUUUUUCACUGGCAGUAGUGGAUUCCUAAAUGAUUCCAAAGUCAUCUGUAAAUCCUUCUGGUUUUGUUUGGUUCUGCUUUUUUUUUUUUUCCCUUCUUCAUUUCAGCUUUGGGUGGGGGAGGAACAGGCAACACAAAGGAUUUUUUAUUGUUGGAAACUUUUCCAAUUACCAGCUGAAGAUUUGCACUGAAAUACAACUAGUAUGCCUUUUGCAUUUUUAAAGCCUGCUUCCCGAAUUUAAGCAAAAUGAUAGUGUUCCAAAAGCCAGCUCAUCCUGUAACGUGUUUGCAAAGAUGUAUCUGCACUUUGAGGUCCCUUUGGUUUGCCAUUCCUAGACCUCGCAAGCAUUUUGUUUAAUUGCUACGCUCAAGCGCCUCACGAGUCCACAAUGCUGGAUGCUGUACAGCAUCGAGAACUCAAGACUGGGAAAAGCUUGUGGGCUUGGGUUGGGGGAGGGGAGGGGACAAAAAUCUGUGUAUUUGCUUAUUUAAUUUAGAAAUUAGGCAUCUGAGAGAUGCCAUUAUUUUCUGUUUUAAUUGUUGUGCCUUUGAGUUAAACUGCAUUUUUUUGGUCUUUGGUUAAAAUAUGAACUGUAUUGUCCCAAUAUAAAACAGUAAUUAUUUGACCUUU
Molecule: messenger RNA, 3223 nt
Organism: Sorex araneus (European shrew)
Lineage: Eukaryota; Metazoa; Chordata; Mammalia; Eulipotyphla; Soricidae
Gene: MXD1
Product: MAX dimerization protein 1
Exons: 6
Coding region: 226-891 (221 amino acids)
Biological process (GO): negative regulation of transcription by RNA polymerase II
Molecular function (GO): RNA polymerase II cis-regulatory region sequence-specific DNA binding; protein dimerization activity; DNA-binding transcription factor activity, RNA polymerase II-specific
Source: RefSeq, a predicted model, not a curated record